AUGCAUCUGAAGACUUUCUGACCAAGGUGUUUGAUCCAAGCCUCGCCAGAUCAGGAUUGACUCCGAAUCCUCUUUGAUCCCAGAUCCUGAUCAAUAAAUGCUCUUCUUUGGGACGUUUGAGCAUGCUACAUGAUGCAGCCAUGGAUUCCCAAAUAUUCCUUUGGUUCUUUGCUUGCUGGGUUUUUGUGAAUUCUACAUCAGCACUCAACAAGGAAACAGAGAUUGUACCCCAACAUCGCAUUCAGAAAAGGGGAGCAGAAUAUAUGGAGGCACUUAUGGAGAACUAUGAAGGGCACAUAAACUCAGGAUGCACUUCCAACGAGACAAGGAAAAUCUUUGGGAAAUUGGAGGAGACCAUGUUGAAAGCCCAUUUCCUGGGAUCCCGUCUCAUUAUUAAUUACCCUAAUAUUCAAACAUCAAUAUACAGAAUAAACCGCACCGAAUUCAAAGGGUUGACUAUCAACAGUACAGAUCUCGUCGAGUAUGAUGCCUCAAGACAGAGUCAACAUUCCAUGUGUUUUCCAAAAGCACUCAUGGAGAAAGCCCAAAGGACCCCUGCCAAGGAGAUGAGGCUUAUAUGCAUAUACCUGAAAGCUUCUUGCCUCUUUCAGGAUAAACAAAACAGGUCCUUGCUGAAUGAUGACAUCUUAGGGGCCAGUCUUGGGAAUGUGAGUGUUGCCAACCUCUCUAAACCUGUGGUAAUCAAGUUUUUCCAUAAUCAUUCAUUGGGUAAUUUCAGUAAGACCUGCGUAUUUUGGGUGGAAGGAACAGGAGAGGACAACCUGGGGGAAUGGAGAACAGAAGGCUGUGAAACUGACGCCAGCCAGGAGAGCGUUGUUGUCUGCAAAUGCAACCAUCUGACCUAUUUUGCAGUUCUUCUGCAACUGUCUUCAGAGUCUCUGGAUGAAAAGUUACUGGUCCCUUUAACCUAUCUCAGUGAUAUUGGCUGUGGAAUCUCAGCGUCGGCUUGUUUCAUCACCAUCUUCUUAUACCUUUUCACCAGGAAACCCUAUCACGAUUCCACCACGAAGAUCCACAUCAAUCUUCUGGGCGCUCUUUUCUUUCUCAACACGUCGUUCUUGAUCAGCAAGACUUUAGUUGGCCAUCCGUGGUGGUGCAGCAUCCUGGCUGCCUUCCUCCACUACUCCUUGCUCUGCAGCUUGACCUGGAUGGCCAUCGAGGGCUUCCACCUCUACCUGCUAGUGAUCAAAGUCUACAACUCCUACAUAAGCCGUUACCUGCUGAAGCUGAGUGCUGUUGGGUGGGGGUUCCCUGGAGCCAUAAUCCUGGCCAGCUUCCUUAGCAUGCAGAACGUUUAUGGUCAGUAUGACAUCAAAACCGGCUCUCAAUACAAGAACACGCCCAUGUGCUGGAUCACCUCCCCCAUCUUGAACCACAUCACCUUUGCUUAUGUUGGUGGCACCGUAUUCUUCAACCUGGUCAUCUUGGUGAUAGUGGUGCAGAAACUUAGGCAGCUCAGAGCUCACCCUCUUCAUCGGCCUAAGAAACACACCUGCAAAGACGUGGGAACUGUUCUUGGGAUGACCUUCCUCCUGGGGACCACCUGGAUGUUGGUCUUCAUGUCCUUUGGGGUCUUCUUAGUGCCACAGAUCUUCCUCUUUACGAUCUUCAAUGCCCUCCAAGGAGCCGUCAUCUGUCUCUGGUAUUGCUUUUUACGGUGUCAUUCGGCAUCCAAACACUCACCUGGAUUCUCUCAGUCAUCUGGUUUGUGAAGACCCUGGACCAACGAAAGUCUUGAGCAUUGCACCCAGAUUCAAAAAAAUACAUGCCUGCGUGAGAGACAGUACAACAGCGUGAAUCCUGACUGCAGGAUUUUCCUGUCUAAGGAUUGGGAUAAAUAAAUAUCCGGGCAACACCGGGUUAUCAGCUAGUUUAUUUAUUAAAUCUAUAUGCCUCCCAUCUCUCUGACAGCCCUCGCAUCAACAGUGAGGCAGAAUCAGGCUCAGGGCUUCUGUGUCUGUUCCCAACCACAGACUUAGAGGCCCAGUAAGUGUGAACUCAGCUGUCGUAGGAUAAACGAGAAAGCAGAUGAGAAAUGCUACAUUGCCUUAUUUCCUUUUGCAAUUGAUAUGCCAACCAUUUGUACAAAUUCAAAGUUUCUCUGCUUCGCGUAAAUCAUUUUUAUUUCUAUUUCUCUUAUGGUUAACACACAAAACUGUUGCUAUGAAAGGCUGACUUGUUGCAAAAUAUUUUCCUUCCCUGGAAAUUUCUGUAAUUCCUCUUCUUUCUUCUUUAUCUCAUCUAGAGUCACUUCUGUUUUCUCUUGCUUCUGCUUUUUAUGUUUGCUGUUAGCUUGAAUAAAAGGUCCUCUCGACAAAGCUCUACUCACAUUAUCUUAACAU
Molecule: messenger RNA, 2363 nt
Organism: Notechis scutatus (mainland tiger snake)
Lineage: Eukaryota; Metazoa; Chordata; Lepidosauria; Squamata; Elapidae
Gene: ADGRG5
Product: adhesion G protein-coupled receptor G5
Biological process (GO): cell surface receptor signaling pathway; adenylate cyclase-activating G protein-coupled receptor signaling pathway
Cellular component (GO): plasma membrane
Molecular function (GO): G protein-coupled receptor activity
Source: RefSeq, a predicted model, not a curated record